Chelmon rostratus (copperband butterflyfish) is the source of this 3133-nucleotide messenger RNA. RefSeq lists its product as uncharacterized. The record is from RefSeq and is a predicted model, not a curated record. NCBI's taxonomy places the organism in Eukaryota, Metazoa, Chordata, Actinopteri, Chaetodontiformes, Chaetodontidae. The transcript is spliced from 5 exons. The coding region runs from base 133 to 864 and encodes 243 amino acids.
UGAAGGGAAAGUCCAGCUCAUUUCAACCUGAGAGAGACUCGCUGAGAGCAGCUGUUCAUCCGCAGCUCGUCUUCAUCAUCCUCGCCUUCACCUUUCAUCUUCAUCUCCAUCCUCCUCCUCAGCUGUCCUCCUAUGGCUGCCUCCUCCAAGUCCUCCCAGAAGGCGAAGAACGUGGUGCUCGCCCUGCUGGCGCUCUGGUCCAUCAUUUCGCUCGUCGUCAUCGUGGUGUGGGCGACGUCCCCGGACCUGAAGAGCUCGGCCCAGUGCCGCGCCGAGCUGCAGGACGUGACGGAGAAGCUGGAGGGGGCCAAGGUGGUGUGGAACAAGAACAAGGUGGCUCUGGAGGAGCUGGUGGAGGCGGCGAGGGAGGAGCAGGCUCGCCAGAGAGCUGAGAUCCUGCUGCUGCUGGGACGCCUGAACACCACCAACGCCACGCUGGAGGAGUGCCGCCAGGAGAACGUCGUCCUGAACGGGAACAUCAGCGUCCUGCAGGAGACCAUCGAGCAGCUGCGUCAGACGGAGCUGAACCUCACCGCCCGGCUCGGCCUGCAGGAAGAGCACAUCGAGGCCCUGCAGCAGAACGUGACCCAGAACGUCCAUCAGACCACGUCCUGCUACAGCCUGAAGGCUGCUGCUGAGAGUCAGAUGCUGGCCGCUCAGAGUCAAACCAAAGCCUGCGAGUCCGGACAGCAGUACCUGCAGAAACAGCUUCUGAAGUGUAAAGACGUGGACUCUGAAGCUCGUCAGCAGACGCAGCAGCCGGACAUCUCCUCCAGACGCUCCCCAACCGGCGCUGCUUCGGCCCUCGCUGGCGUUCCGGCGCUGACGCUGCUCGUCUGCGGCGCUCUGCAUCUGAUGACCUGAGUUGGGGGAGGCGUCCGCCUGUCAAACCAAGGCGAGCCCUGUGGUCCAGGCUGGGGGCGGAGCCUGGACAGACUAAACGACUGCUGUACAAAACAGAUCGCCAUGGAGACGCUGACGUGUCACGCUGUCAUAUGAUGAAUGAUUGGACACAAACUUUGCUUUAACUUGAACAGCUGAGACGUUUACUGACCGGUUUAAACUGCUGCUUCGCUGCUGUUUUCCUUCUCGAAGCUUCGCACAGAUCGACGUCCUGCCUGAAGCUCAACUGUUGCUUUUUACUUUAAGCUGCUGCUUCGUCACGUUUCAGCCUGUUAAAUAUUCAAUAGUCUUCAUUUCAUUUGUCUUCAUGACAACCAACUGACAGAGACUCAAACUUGAUGCAGAGUAAAUUCAUCAAUGUCCCUGUUUGACAAACGCUCUGUGCUGCUGCAUUCAGGGACGUUGGAGAUUGUAGAAUCAGCUGCUGAGCAGAGGAACAAAUUCAGCUCUAAACCCAAAUAUUCUUUCUACAAAGUGUGUGUUUACUUUAGAGCAGCGACUAAAGAUUAUUAUUAUUAUUAUUAUCCAGUAAUCUGCAGCUUGUAUUCUUGCUUGUCUGAUGAAUUGUUCUGUCUAUAAAAGUCAGUGAAACAGAGAAAAUCCUCCUCAAGGCCUGAAGUGACGUCUUCAGGUGUGCUGUUCGGCACACUGUCCCGAUAAUCAUGAAAAUCUGAACUGAAACACGCUGAAAUCAGCCUCAACUUUUCUUUAGAAACAAACAUCUUUUUGGAUCACAGAUACGACGCACGUCUUGUUUCAGUGAAUAACAGUGAGCCUGUUGGGCGAGCAGAGCUGGAGGGGGGUCACAGAGGGGUCACACUGGAGGUGUUGGUCGGCGGGACAGACGCCUUCCUCACCUCCUGUUGGUCUUUACUUUCAAAUCCACUGUGUUUCUGUUAUUUAGCUGCUGCUGAGCAUUCGGCCACGGUGAGACUGAUGGAAUGACUGGAAAGAUGCUGCCCCCCCUUCUGACAGAGGGACUGUAGGUUAAUGAGCUUUUUCAAGCUACUUGUGAGGAUAUUCAUGAUCAUCCCGAUAAUUCAAAUUCACGAUCAACUUCUCCUGAGUGUUUUUUAUCGUGAUAAAAUCGGCCGACCCUGCGACCAUCAGUGAAACCCAGAGGUUCAGUUUUCUGUCAUGACGAAGAAAAGCAGCAAAUAUUUUGUAUUUUUGCAAAACGAAUGAGAAACGAUUAUUUGAGCCGUUGCAGAACUUCAGAACUUAUUUUUCAUCUUGAUUUUCUGGGUUUGACCUACUCACAGGAGUGCAUGAACGUUGCAUUCACUGACUCUGUACUGUUACUUGCAUAAAUCGUCUGAAAGUCAAGCACAGUUCUGUCAGCUGUCAGGUCGUCAUGGUUACUGUGAAGGCUUGUUCAUCGUCGGUGGAUCACGUUAACUUUGGUGAAUUCACCCUGCUGACCAAUAACAAGCCGUCCUGACAGAGCUGACCUCUGAGUGGAUGGAGCGGGGGAAGCUAAUGCAGCUCAUUAGCUGUGUGUCCCAAAGUGCUCACAGCGCACACCUGGUUCACUGGAGACACGAGGAUGCUAACGAGGUGUCGUCACUCGUCGUCGGGUCGAUGUACGAGCAGCUUUUAUAUUACUGCACGCUCUCUCUGCACAGAAUCUUUUCAGUUUUAAUAUUAGAAAUUCAUAGUUGCUGCAUGUUGCUCUGCACACCGACCCCUGCUCUCAGCCGACUUCACCUCUAACAGGAUGUGAACUGUGAUGGACUCGCUCUGCAGGAAGUGAUUGAUUAAAACCAAUCAAAUCAAUCCGAGAACUCAAUCUGAAACUGACCCGGAGCAGGGACCACCCAACACCUAAACCUGGUCUGAAUCUGGAUAAUGUGUUAGUGUGAGGUGUGAGGACAGCAGGUCAUCCCAGCAUGCACUGGGCUCAGCAGCGCCCUCUGGAGUCCAUGUGGAGAUGAACAAAGACCUGAACCAACAGCUGAUAUUUCUUGGUUUUCUUCACACAUUUUUCAUUAUCAGUAUCAGCAGAUGCUGAUCAGUCAUCAAUAAAUUAAUCUUAACUUUCUGUUGAACAGACAGAUAACAAAGAGGCGACAAAACAAUGACCAGCUGAUCCAGAGUCAGGUGUGAACAGGCUCAAAGUGUGUUUCUUCCUGUUCAUGAUGUUUAGAAAACGGCAAACUCAAGUUUGAAGCUGCAGCUGACGAACAAUUCCACUUUUAGAAGCUUUUAUCUAAUUUGGAGGGUGAGGAGG